Molecule: messenger RNA, 2558 nt
Organism: Harpegnathos saltator (Jerdon's jumping ant)
Lineage: Eukaryota; Metazoa; Arthropoda; Insecta; Hymenoptera; Formicidae
Gene: AsnS
Product: asparagine synthetase
Exons: 10
Coding region: 690-2393 (567 amino acids)
Cellular component (GO): cytosol
Molecular function (GO): asparagine synthase (glutamine-hydrolyzing) activity
Source: RefSeq, a predicted model, not a curated record
CGGCUCGGCUCGGUCGUUGCUGAUUGGUGUUCACGUUCACCGUCGAUAUUUUACAAUUGUAUUUGAUUUUCUAAGAAACGACGUUAUUUCCCGAUACUCGAUGCUGUCCGAACGUUUUCGAGAACGACAGGUAGAUGUUUAACGGCAAAACUGCAAGGUGUCGAAUAAGUGAAAACAAAACGAAGAACGAACUUAACCUGUAACCCGGUUUGAACAAUAAUGGCAAACGGUUGGGAAGAUUAAGAGACGAGAGGAAAGUAUGAUAAAGAGAUGCUGAUAUUUGUUUCAACCGACAUCCAAAGUUCAACGAUGUUUCUGAAAUUUCUUUUUUUUCUCGGGACAUGAUAGAGCGGAUUACCGGUUUAUCGCUCUCAGAUAAGAGGUUAAUUCGCCUCGAUUAAUCAGCUACACCUCACGUGCUUUCUCUCCUACUCGCUCUCGAGUGUCGAAUAUAUGUCUGUUUCAGUGAAAGUGACAGGCAGUGCUGCUGACACGUUUACAAAUACGAUAUGUCGCUGGAUCAUGUUCCUUGCGGCCACAAUAUAGUUCUAAUACUUCACCGUUAUUACAUCAGUCGCGGUGCUGCACUGCUUAUGGAUGAUCGCAUGUGCCAUAUGUUUAUAUCUUUUUCAAAUAUAAUAUAAUACAUUAUAUUUAAAAGUUUAAAAAGUCAAUAAUAUACUGACAAAAUGUGUGGAAUCUGGGCACUGUUUGGCUUGGACACAGAACCACUGACUUGCAUUUAUGGGAAUUUCGACAAGAUAUCCCAUCGUGGUCCAGAAGCUUUCAAGAUAGAAUUUGAUAUCAGAGUCAAGAAUGGGUAUCUGGGAUUUCAUAGACUGACAAUUGUUGAUGGUUUGUAUGGAAUGCAACCAAUGAGAAUCUGCAAAUAUCCACAUUUGUUUCUUCUGUGCAAUGGAGAGAUAUAUAACUGGGAAAAAAUAGGAAAACAAUAUGGCUUUGAAUACACUACCAAGUGCGAUGUAGAAGUCAUCAUGCAUUUAUAUGCUCAUGGAGGUGCUGACUAUGUUGCUCGAUCCUUAGAUGGUGUAUUUGCAUUUUGCUUAAUGGAUAUUGAGAAAAGAAAAAUUCUGAUUGGCAGAGAUCCAUAUGGUGUAAGGCCAUUAUUUAGAUUACGUUCAGAUGAUGGUCAAUUGGUCAUUUGUUCAGAAAGCAAGGGUCUGAUGGCUAUAUCAAAACGUAUAAAAGGCAAAUCAAUUCUAGAACCAUUUCCUCCAGGUCAUUAUGAAGAAUACUCGAUUUUAAAUGAUGGUCGUACAAAGUUUCUGAAAAGCGUCAAUUAUCAUAAACCUAGCGACAAACCUUCUUUUCAAGCAUAUAUUCCUUGGAGUGCUUUGAGCCCAAAAGACAUCCACGGCAAUAUCCAAAAGUUACUUUCGGCAGCUGUGGAGAAACGACUAAUGAGCGAUAGACGAAUUGGGUGUCUACUGUCGGGUGGACUAGAUUCCAGUUUGGUUGCAGCUUUAUUAACGAAGCUAGCAAAAGAACAUAAUCUACCGUACAAAAUACAAAGCUUUGCAAUAGGUAUGGGAGACGGUCCGGAUAUCAUUGCUGCCAGACAGGUUGCGGAAUACAUCGGAACCGAACAUCACGAAAUUAUUUUUACACAGCAGGAUGUAAUGGAUGUUUUAGACAAAGUUAUUUACUCCCUAGAAACAUAUGAUAUCACCACUAUUCGAGCCUCGAUUGGAAUGUACAUCCUCUCGAGAUAUAUAAAACAAAAUACCGAGACAACUGUGAUCUUCAGUGGGGAAGGUGCGGAUGAAGUAGCGCAAGGCUACAUUUACUUCAGAGACGCGCCUAACGCAGCAGACGCACACAAUGAAUCUCUUAGAUUACUAAAAGAUAUUUAUCUGUAUGAUGGUUUGAGAGCAGACAGAACGACCAGUGCCUUCAGUUUAGAGCUUAGAGUUCCGUUCUUGGAUCUUCAGUUCACCAACUAUUAUUUAUCAUUGGACGCUGGUAGUAGACAGCCUCAAGACGGAGUCGAAAAACACUUGUUAAGAUCUGCAUUUGAUGGAACUGAUUUACUACCUGCCAAUAUACUCUGGAGACACAAAGAAGCUUUCAGCGAUGGCGUUGCUUCUAUUAAAAAGUCUCUGUUUCAAAUAAUUCAGGAGAUUAUAGAGGAUCGUGUUCAGGAUAAAGAUUUGGAAGAAGCCUGUGUUAAAUAUCCUCACUGCACACCAAAGACAAAAGAAGCGCUCUAUUAUAGAGAUGUCUUUGAGUCACAUUAUGGAGGACAGGCGGAAAGUUUCACGCCUUACUUCUGGAUGCCACGUUGGGUGAAGGGUGUCACUGAUCCAUCCGCAAGAUUUAUUGCUCAUUAUGCCGCAGACUCCGAUAAGAAAAUCGAAGUGAAAGUGGCUUAGUAAAUACAUCACUGCAAGAUUUACUUCAUAUUAGAUCUACUUCAUUAAGAUAUAAAUAAAACUGCCUUACAUGUACGUUGGAUGUUGAGGAAUAUUCGCUUCAUGUUUGUGCAUCCUUGUAAUAUAAGAUAAAUGAUUGAUUUCCCAAGGUAUUUAUAAUUUCUU